CACCUUCCUGCUACUGGCCCGUCGCAACAUACCUAAAUCUGACUCUCCCCUUUUCCUCAUCUGCCUACCAUCAAUCAGUGGACUACAUUACAACAAUCCAAAUUAGAUGGCGGUUUUGUCUCUCUAUCCUUUACGGCUCCACUCACAUUCCUAUACCAUAUCGCUGUCCCAGCCUCUCCGCAGAGCCAGUAGAAACAAUACUCAAAAAUCCAAACCGGCGAUCUAAGCCGUCGGUCAUUACGAUUGUGCAAGGCACUAGUGGCAAGACCAGAGAAUAUGUCAAUCGAAGUUGUCCCUUUAACUAAGGCCGACAUACCCGCGGCCGUAGAGUGUGUCCAGAAAGCCUUUUCCGACGACCCUUACUUCCGAUGGGCAUUCAACGAUCCUUCUAAGUUCAAUACUCAGCGAAACGCGGCCUCUUUAGCUGCACACUUUCAGUAUGGCCUUAGCUGUGACUGCCCUAUUUCGGUUGCCAAAGUAACCUGCUCUAUAAGCGACCCCAAAGAUGACCGUGACUUCAAGCUACCACCAGGUAGCGUCGUCGGUGUUGGCUGGUGGUACUCACCUCAGGCAGCGCGCACAUCUCAGACUUGGUCAAUCUGGGCGCAGGAGUGGCUCCUCUCUUUCCGACAGCUCCUGAAUAAUGUUCGGUUCUUAGGCCGAGGCGGUCUAAAUGUGCCUCGAUACAGGAUCUGGAAGCAGGUCCAAAUGGACGCACAUAAUACUCUCUGGACAGAUCCCCGUGGUUAUUACUUCUGCAACAUGGUAGGUGUCAGCUCUCAGGCUCGUGGAAUGGGCGUGGGGAAACGAUUGAUGGAAAGUGUCAUGGAGAAGGCGGAUCGGGAAGGUAUGCUCUGCUACUUGGAAAGUAGCAAGGGCCACCCCAAUAUCACCAUCUAUGAAAAGAUGGGCUUUGAGCUGGUCAAAGAGAUUCAAUGUGCCGAAGGUGGAGACGUCUGCAAACUAUACUGCAUGAUCCGAAACCCGAAGACAAAGUCUUAAUGAACAGCACCAUGAGAAAGCAGUGGCGCUCAUUAUCUCAUCAACAAGUUAAGAGAUGGAGUAGCACUACAUGGAAUGCGGGGGACCUUCCACAUCAAAAAAUGAUCCUUUCAUGAACCAUAAGAAAGUUGACGAGAGAGAUAAGUCUGGGCAGUUGAUGAAUAUCUCCUAGGGAGGCGCUCUGAGUGUAGCUCGACUGGACAGUGAUGACUAGCCACCAACAUUGCUUCAUGCUUCGAGUCAUCUCGUAUCCGUUUUCAAAUUUGACUCAGAAUGAGGUGCAAGGCAAUUUCAAUGAGGGGUAGUAGCACUAAUAGCACGAGCGAUAUUUGUUGGUCUUGCUGCGGACCGGGAAACCGGGGUCAAGGAGUUCCCACUCGACAAAUCGGAGACCCGUUUGGGGAAGCACCAUUUGAGGCUACUCUUUACCCGUCAGCCAAUCAAAUAGUUCAAGCAGCCAUGGCCAGACUGAGCGUUGCAGAGCCUCACCCAUACUGUCAAGCCAGCCCAUCAUGAAUUUAACUUAUUCAAGACUAGCUAAGCAAACAAUUACAUUGUAG
This is a messenger RNA of Penicillium brasilianum, 1562 nucleotides long. The record is from the annotation of a GenBank genome assembly. Lineage: Eukaryota; Fungi; Ascomycota; Eurotiomycetes; Eurotiales; Aspergillaceae.